This is a messenger RNA of Linum trigynum, 2272 nucleotides long. NCBI's taxonomy places the organism in Eukaryota, Viridiplantae, Streptophyta, Magnoliopsida, Malpighiales, Linaceae. The record is from the annotation of a GenBank genome assembly.
GUCUAGAACGGGGCGGGACGGGGCAGGGGGGGUCGGAAGUAAAUACCCAUGCCCGCCCCACGCUACUGCUGAUCGGGUAAUACCCGCCCCAUCACGGGUUAGGUCGGGUAAUACCCGCGGAACGGGUUGAAAUUGUCAUCACUACGCAUACACCCUUAAGAUAUACAAGAUGAGAAUACGUUGGUUUGGGUAUCCUAAUUGAUACAUAUCUAACCAGAUUCUCUUUCUCUCAUACGUGCCCCCAUUCACUUUUUUUAAAAAAAAAGGUGAUUGGUCGUUUCAUUAAUAUGAAACACGAUGUACAAAGUUUUUUACAACAAUGAAAAGGAAAAUAACCAUCUGAAAAGAAUAUUGAAAGAGAAAAAAGUGGCCUAACAAGGCUCAAAGCAAAGAAGCUCACACCCUGGUCCAAAAACAAAUGGACAGCCCACCCCAAUCAACCCUACUUCAGCUGACCCAAUCAUUAAAAGAUGGCCACCAAUUGCAUCCUCCACCGCCGACCCAACCGUGUUACCUUCAGCUUUCACAUGGACACCCGCCGCCGUCGAGGAAUGAAGGGGACAACCGAUAAAAUCACCAGGCACCAACAACCCACUAGACCGACAAGUUACCGACGAAGGGAAGAAAGAAAGAACCAUCAGCGGGGAGAACUAUUCCCAGUGAGCUCCGAGAUCACAGCAAGAAGAACCAGAGAAACAAUCUUGGACCAUGGACAGAUGAAAGGCGAUCGAAUCGUCGCAAUCUGAGCAAUCGACUAGAACACAUCCUCAAGAGUGACUUCCUUGCUCACAAGCUCUCUGAAUCAUCAUCCAAGACAGCAUCUCCGAAUCAUCCCCAUUUAUGGAUGAAGCAUGUGGAGGUAGAUGAGGGAUCAGAGAGGAGCAAGCCAACCAAUCAAGAUUGGUCCCCUCAAACACCUACCAAGGACAUCCACACAAAUUUGGAAUUUGGUAGGGAACAAAAACAUCUCCACAAGGAUGGAGAAACAUCAUCACAAGGAUGGAGAAACCACAAACAUGAAAGGAGAAGAAGAGGAAACAAGUCUAGAUCCACGAAAACAAAUACCAAAACCAAACCACAAAGAUGAAAUCAGCAGAGAAAAGGGGGCAAAAAGUAAACAAAUAAAAAAGAAAAGGAAGGAAAACCGUGAACAUGAUGGAAUCACAGGAAAAGCAGAAGAAAUAUAGGGCUUGGGCCACCGUCUGUCAGCAGAGGUAGCCGACGGCAGCCCUUUAGAGAAGGGUGAAAGAGCUUCCUGUUAGAGAGGGGAGCGCAAAUAAUUUCAAAAUAAAGUAGGAGAGAGAGCCGCCCUCCGCGCCCCAUUCACUCGUUUCAAAUGGCAUGGGAACCCUUGGUCCAAGUGCUCAUUAUCUUGGUACGAUCUGAGCUCCUUGAAUGAAGUUUGGGUAAAUAUAAUAUAUUAGCCACAAUUAUUAUGAAGCGGGAAAUUAUAGCCACAACAAUGAAAAUUCAAAUUAUUAGCCAUAACUAUUGUUGCGACUCAAGAUAUGGCUAACUGUCUGGUACUGUUAUUGAAUUUUUUACGGAGAAGGUCACGUCAUCGGCCACAGCAGCGGCCACGUCGGAAUGCUUUUAAUUUAUAACUUUAAAACAUAAAAGUUUAGUCAAUAUUACUAAUGAACGUGUUAACAGAUAGUUAACAUUUGGAUAAUAAUUUGAAUUUCCAUAGUUGUGGCUAUAAUUCCCCGCUUCAUAAUAUUUGUGACUAAUAUAUUGUAUUUACCCUUAAAGUUUUCAAAAGAUGCAUACUUGUACUUAUGCAAGUGGCAUUGGUUGUCAUUUAAGCAUACCGUAUUCCAGUUGUACUGUCACCAUUUUCGUUCCCGGACCUAACGGUACAUUAUCCGUGCUACACAGCUGCUGUCAUCUUCUCCACUCUUGACUCGCCCUCAUUUUUUCACCUUCAUUUAUUCUUCCACUCUCUUUCAAGGGCAGCGAUGAGUGGCUGCAAACGAGUCGAGUCAAGUAUUUGCUUACAUUGAGCUCGACUCGUUUAUAAAGUUUUCAGGUCAAACUUGAAUUUUGAUAAUCUAGCUCGACUCGAAUAAAAAUAAUCCAACCGAACUCGGCUUUGUAAAGCUCGGGAAAUGCUUAUUAACAUAGCUUGACAAACUGAGUACAGGCUCGGCUCAAUAUGAGCUCGAUUUGAAAUCAUUCUUGGUGAAAAAUGUGUAAACAUAAGAAUUUAAAUGAUAAAAGAACACUGAAAAUUAAAAAUAACAGCUAACUUCAAUACACAUGUGUAUUAACA